GAAUAGAACUGCCACAUAGGUUUUGCAAGGAGAGGCUGGUAGAUUCAAAAAGUCAAAUUUUGGUUAUCAGCCAAGCUCUUAACCACUGCUCCACCAGGAAUCCCAUCUAUGUACAUGAAUAUACAUGUGUAUAUAUAUGUGUACUGUGUAUAUGCAUACGUGCAUGUAUAUGUAUACGUAUAUGUACAUCUAAGUCUACAUUGUCACAUACUUACACCUAUGUCUUUACCUGUGUCUAUCUUUACCUCUAUGUUUACCACAGGGUUUCUCAACUUCUGCCAUAGUGACAUCUUGGACUGGAAAUUUUCUUAUUGUGUGGAGUUAACCUGCAUAUAGUAGAAUGUUUAGUAACACCCCAGGCUUCCAUUAGAUACCAGUAGUACCCUUCUCCUAGUUGUGACAUCCAAAAAUGUCUCAGGCAUUGACAAAUAUUCUUUGGGAGCAAAUUUUACCCAACUGAUAACAAGUUAGAUUUCUCUUUCUUUCCCUCUUUCCCUCUCUAUCUGUAUCUUCAUAUGCCUAUGCCUUAUUUGUGGGUGGGUUUAAUUACAAAUUACUAUACUAGAAAGUGUGGAUUUAUCUUAUCCAUUUAGCAUAUUGCUUUUCUAUAAUAAAAAUCUACCAGUUGAUGCUAUAUGAAAUCUGUUGACUAUGCUGUUGUCUCUAUCCAGAAUAGGUUACCUGAUAGACCAAGAUGGAAAAACACAAUCUAACAGUGCUGAAUGAAUUCAUUCUUAUGGGAAUCACAGACCACCCAGAGCUGCAGGCUCCAUUGUUCGGGCUGUUCCUCAUCAUCUACAUGAUCUCAGUAGUGGGCAACUUGGGCAUCAUCAUCCUCACCAAGAUGGACUCCAGGCUACAAACUCCCAUGUACUUUUUUCUCAGACACCUGGCUAUCACUGAUCUUGGUUAUUCAACAGCUGUGGGACCCAAAAUGCUAGUCAAUUUUGCUGUGGAUGAAAAUACAAUCUCCUAUUAUUUUUGUGCUACACAGCUAGCUUUCUUUCUCUUGUUCAUAAAUGGUGAACUUUUUAUUCUGUCAGCAAUGUCCUAUGACCGUUAUGUAGCCAUCUGUAACCCUCUGCUCUACACAGCCAUCAUGUCACAAAGGGUGUGUCAGGCCCUGGUGGCAAUCCUCUAUCUUUAUUGCACAUUUGCUUCUCUUCUAGUUACCAUAAAAAUUUUUAAUUUAUCCUUCUGUGGCCACAAUGCCAUCAGUCAUUUCUACUGUGACACUAAUCCCUUGUUAUUUUUGCUCUGCUCAAACAAACAUGAAAUUCAAUUGAUCACCCUCAUCUUAGCAUCAAUUGAUUUGAUUACAUCUCUUUUAAUAGUUCUUGUUUCUUACCUGUUCGUUUUUGUGGCCAUUCUCAGGAUGAACUCAGCUGUGGGCAGGCACAAAGCCUUCUCCACCUGUGGAUCCCACCUAACCAUGGUGGUUGUGUUCUAUGGGACUUUAAUCUUUACGUACAUGCAGCCCAAGUCCAGUCAUUCCUUUGACACUGAUAAAGUGGCUUCCAUAUUUUACACCCUGGUUAUUCCCAUGUUGAAUCCCUUAAUUAAUAGCUUGAGGAACAAAGAUGUAAAAUAUGCCCUACAUAGGACAUGGAAAAAAAUAUGCAACAUCUUUUCUACAGUUUGAUGCACCAUGUGGUUCCUAUAAAUUACAUGAUUGGCCUCAAGCCUUGUCUGUGUGCCUCCAUAGGUUGUAGUGAGCACAAAUAUAUUCCACAUAUAUUUAUAAAUAUCCUAUGUGUCACUCACUCUUCUAAAUGCAUUGAUGAACAAAAGAGUAAAAACCUUUGCCUUUCUUGACGUGAAGAGGUACAUCACAAAUAUAAUUAAAUUUUAUAGUAGAGAAGAAUGCGUUGGGGCCCUGGUGGUGCAGUGAUUAAAUUGUUUGGCUGCUAACUGAAAGGUCAGCCUCCAGCAGCUUGCUUGGCACCCCCCUUAGCUUUACAUUAGAAUCCUGGUUUCUUUGCUUGAUAUGCUUCAUAGCUUUACAUUAAAAUCCUGGUUCCCCUCUUUUAACUGCUACCUAAACUAGAGGGAAUUGGCAGAAACUGCUUUAGAUGCCAUGUCGACAUUCAGGAUAACCUUUUAAACCUCCUACAUAGUAAAUUCUCCAUCUCUGGGUGGCAUUUAACCACCAUAUCCUGAACACAGG
Messenger RNA from Loxodonta africana (African savanna elephant), 2167 nucleotides. RefSeq names its product olfactory receptor 8K3-like. The coding region runs from base 695 to 1642 and encodes 315 amino acids. Gene Ontology annotation, molecular function: odorant binding; G protein-coupled receptor activity; olfactory receptor activity. Gene Ontology annotation, biological process: sensory perception of smell; G protein-coupled receptor signaling pathway. The transcript has a single exon. NCBI's taxonomy places the organism in Eukaryota, Metazoa, Chordata, Mammalia, Proboscidea, Elephantidae. Gene Ontology annotation, cellular component: membrane. The record is from RefSeq and is a predicted model, not a curated record.